AUGCCCCUGGCCCGGCGCGGUCCCAAGUCCAAGAAGAGGCCCGAGUCGUCGUCAUCCAUCCCGGCGCUUGGCGGCAUCGCAACCUUUUUGCCGCCUCAUCACCCCGCGCCGCCCCCGCCCGUCUCACUUACUGCCGGCGGACCGACCAACACGGCUGCCGUGCCUGGCCCUGCAUUCACCAGCCCGUCCAGCUCCUCUACUGGACCGUGGGAACCCGUGGGAACCCUCGGGACCCGCAGCCAUGUGCUCUCUCCGUCGGCAGUCCGCGACUUUCCACCCCCAACCCCUGGCGGGACGCACACAGUUGGGGCUGUGAGCCGGUGGCAUAGCCUGUCUCGAGCGUUGGCGCUCAGGAACACGACCAUUGAGCGGACCGUGAACCGGUGUCUGGACCUCUUCUUCGAAUACCUCUACCCACUUACACCUCUGGUCGACGAGCCUAGCCUCCGCGAUGGCCUGACGUUCUUCCUGAACCAGCCCACGGCACCGAGCGCUCAGUCACAGUCAGAUCUGGAAGCCACCCGGUCAAAUAUCGCCAACGUCGGAGAAUCAUGGCCGGCGUUUCCCCGCGAUGCGCGCGCCGGCGUAACAGGGGAGCACCUCAAAACAUGGCCAGACGCGACCUUUACCUUCAUUACGGCUGUGUGCGCGGAGGCGGCGUUUCUCCUGCCCAAGGAGCUUUUCCCCGAAGGCGAGAGUGUCGCCGACCUCUUCCUCCAAGCCUCGCGGGACUGCCUCAACCACUACCUCGAGGCGGACCUCGAGAGCCCCAGCGCCAACUCCAUCACGAUCCGCUACUUUCACUCCAACUGCAUCCACGCCGCGGGGAAACCCAAGUACUCGUGGCACAUCUUUGGCGAGGCGACGAGGCUGGCUCAGGUGAUGCGACUGCAUGACGAGUCUUCCUUUGAGGGUCUAUAUCCGAUCGAGACGGAGCUUCGCCGGCGGGCGUUCUGGAUCGUCUACAUGGGCGACAAGUCAGCUGCCAUCCUGAACAAUCGGCCCAUAACCAUCCACAAAUACUCGUUCGAGUCGGGCAUCACCGCGAGAUAUCCUACAGGCCUUGAAGGCCGAGCGUCGAUCGGGUCUGGCGAUGUGUCCACCGGCACGCAGGACACAGUCCGACAGAGCCUGAUUCAUGGCUUCAACGCAAACCUGCGCCUCUGGCAAGCGGCUUCGGACUUGCUCCUAGAGGUGCGCCUAUUGCAAGACCAGCGUUCGGCACGCCAUGCCGCCUCCGACACGACCGAUGCCACCGGCAUGACAGAGUCUAUUCUCACAGAGGAUGAGAGGCAGCGGUUGGAUAGGCUAUACGUGAGCUUCAUCACCUGUCUUGAUGACCUGCCGCCGUAUCUCCAGUCAUACACGUUUGCGUCCAUCGCAGCCGGAGGCGGCAGCAGCGGUGGAGCGCAGUCGACACAUGCGAGCCAGUUCGUCAUCCAAUGCGCAAACCUGCAGGUCUCGUUCCACUGUCUGCGGAUGGUCAUUACGCAAAAGUUUGAGGACAUAUCGUACUUCCCUCCGGGCGCGGAGCAGGCCGACCUGCGCAAGACGGAGAUUGUGCGGGACAUGCUGCGCGUGAUGCACGAGGCGCCGUUUUGGUCGCUCCAAGUCAACGGCGAGCCAUAUGUGGAAAAGAUACGGCUCAUUGGAGCGAGCCUGCUGGCCAUCAUUCACCGGAACCAGACCUCGCCGCUGGGCGCCAGGGCGCGAAGCGACUUUUCUGUGCUGCUGGAUAUCCUGACGCGACUGGACUCCAAAGCCUCGGAUGCGCUACGGAGUGAUUCCACCUUUGCGUUGUAA
Purpureocillium lilacinum is the source of this 1803-nucleotide messenger RNA. RefSeq lists its product as uncharacterized. Gene Ontology annotation, molecular function: DNA binding; zinc ion binding. The record is from RefSeq and is a predicted model, not a curated record. Gene Ontology annotation, biological process: DNA-templated transcription. NCBI's taxonomy places the organism in Eukaryota, Fungi, Ascomycota, Sordariomycetes, Hypocreales, Ophiocordycipitaceae.